GCUGUUCUUCUUCUUCUUCUCUUGUAUGCGGAGCGAAGCUGCGAGUAGCACGGACCGGAUUCACAUCACACUGAGACCAGGUCUGACUCUGAUUCUGUGCACCACAGGCAGCGAACGCAACAACAAGGACUCGAUCUUAAACCAGAUCCUCAUGAGACUUGAGGGGGGAGAAGAAACACUUCUGAAACCGGACUUUAAAACGUUUUCUAUUUAUUUAUUUUCUAAAUAACUUGACCGGACAAAGGACAACAACACGGAUCUGUCUGCUGUGUGUGUGUGUGUAUUCUGGCGAAUAUUACUACAAUAUUACACAUUUUUAACUUGUGUAUUUUGAAGGUUUAACUCCUGAAUGAGUUGCUUUUGGCUCGUUUUUUUAUUAUUACAGUAGAUAUAUUUGCCACAGAAAGACUGCAGGAGCCACAGAUCACAGAGCAUCCGGAGGAGGAUUUGUCACACAGUGGUCUGUGGUCGUCUUCAGCGGACUAAACCACAUCAGUCCGGUUUCAUUUAGUUUAACAGUAAAAAAAAAAAACCCAAAAUGAUGCGAACGCCUAAAGGCGUCUCUCCGGCGCCGGGUCGCCCGCUGGUGGGUCUGCACUGCUCCCAGCAGCAGAAGCAGCUGAAGCUUUUGUCCACAGGUGGAGUGAAGGCCGACUUCUUCAGCACCGGACUGUCCAGUCCACCGAUGAGCACGGUACCGAUGGGCUACUUCACCCAGAUCUGCAACACCGCCGCGGCCGAACAAAGAGCCAACAGCAGCCUGUACUCAACCCCCCACGGACCGGAGGCUAAACCCGUCAGAUCCUCCUCCGGGCGACUGCCGGCGAAAAGGAAGCUGGAUCUCGAGGACCCUCUUAACCUCCCAGAGUUCCGCACGCCCAAAGGCAAAGGCAGCAUCGCAGUCAGGAUACCAAGUCCAAGGACUCCAAAGUCUCCAGGGGAGCGGACACGGUACGACACCUCCCUGGGCCUGCUGACCAAGAAAUUUGUGGGCCUGAUUGCCGAGUCUCCCGACGGAGUCCUUGACCUGAACUGGGCCACCGAGGUCCUGGAGGUCCAGAAGAGACGCAUCUAUGACAUCACCAAUGUCCUGGAGGGAGUGCAGCUGAUCAGGAAGAAAUCAAAGAAUAACAUCCAGUGGCUGGUUGCAGACGUGUUUGAGGGCGGUGCAGGUGGAGGAGCGAAGGCGCGUGCCCUCAGGAAGGAGCUGGGAGACCUGGAGCGAGCGGAGCGAUCCCUGGAUGAACUGAUCCAGUCGAGCACGGCGCAGCUCAAACAACUCACUGACCACAAAGACAAUCAGAGGUUGGGAUAUGUGACGUACCAGGACAUACACUCCAUCGGCAGUCUCCGCGAUCAGACGGUCAUCGCCGUCAAGGCGCCUGCGGACACGAAGCUGGAGGUGCCAGACGCAGCGGGGCAGGCAUCACUACAGAUCUACUUAAAGAGUAAAAAUGGCCCAAUCGAAGUCUACCUGUGUCCAGAAGAGGGCCUCGAAGACGCGAGCCCCGUCAAGAGCCUGCUCACCCCGAAAAAGGAGUUCCCUCAGCCCCUCUGUCCUCCGACUGCAACCCCAAUAGCACCGGCAAUGUACGGCGUCAAAGAGGAGCCCGUUGAACUGAACAUGUCCACGUCAGCUCCAGCUGCAUCCACGGCUACGAACUCCGCGUCCUCCCUGCUGGACGUAGAGGGUCUGCUGGGUUUGCCGCCCAGUCUGCUCCAGAUCACAGAGGACCAGCUUCCCGGUACCUCAUUCAACCCGGAUCCCAACACCCCAUUUGUCAGCUUCUCUCCGCCGCUGGACCACGACGAUUACCUGUGGAGCCUCGAGGACGGUGAGGGAGUGUCAGAUUUCUUUGACACCUACGAUCUUGGGGAUUUGUUGAAGAGCUGAGGUCUGAAAAGCAGGACGCGCAGGGGUGGGGGGGUGAAUUUAGGGGAAAAGAGAAGGCGAUAUGCCUUCUCAAAAUAUGAAACCUUACACUAUGAAGCCAUCACUCUUUUUUUGUCAUGCCUGUUUUACACCUUACCUUAAUAAUAAUAAUAAUAAUAAUAAUAAUAAUAUUAUUAAAGCAAUCCUAAAUGUACUGAAAAAAAAUGGAGGCAAAUCAAAUCGUGAAGAAAAGCAGGAAUUUGUUGUUUUUUUUGAAAAAAGCAUGGGGGUUAUUAUGCAUAUCACAUCACCAGCAUGACAUCUGGUAACAUUUCUGUAUCGGGCGGUGGGGGGUGUUUCACACCGUGAAAAACUCAGGAACUUUUUCUGUCUUCCUUGUUUCCAAAGUCUUAAAUGUUUGUGCCACUCUUUGGCCCAUAGGGGGCAGCCUUGUAUUAAGUGAGCUUUAACUGCCAUGCAGCUUUACAGGAGUCAAUCAGUGGACGAGAGCGAGCGAAGAAAGCCAUUUAUGAACCCCACGUAAGGGUUGAUCUUGAUCAUUUUCAACAAAUGAAGCUGUGAAAUACUCUGUGUGAUACAACAAGUCCUUGCAGAUCCACGAGCGCGAGCCAUUUCAAGGCGCUGACGUCGGCUCGGUUCCGUCCAAUCAUAUUUGCUCUCUCUGGCCUUGAGCUUUAUGUUGGCGCAAACACUGUGCCAGACUUUGCAGGUUGUGGUAGCUGAUACCGAGCCCGAGCCAGAGAUUAUGUGCGCUCUUUAUUCUUUAUUGAACAUGUACAGUCUCAGACCGAAACAAGACAAUUGCUCACGGCAUCAUCGUCGAUUCAAAUCAGUAGCUCUUCUAUUAAUGCGUUUAAUAGCUGAUUUUAAUGACUCAUUUUUCGCCGUAGUGUAAAACUACUAUUGUAUUUCUGAGGAAAUGACCCAAGAGAAUGAAAGCCAGCGUCUCUGCUGUAGAUGUGGUUGGUUAAUAAUAUAUGUAAUUAAUGAUUAUAAUGAGAGCAGUUUCUUUUUUUUUUGUCCUCUGCUUGUUCUGAGAUCGUUUGGAAUAUAAACCGUGAGGGUUUGUCUGAAGUGUUCAGAUUUCAGGUUCUUUUCCAGUGCAGCCAAUUGAAAUAUAGACAUGCAACGGAGGUUAGAGCAGGUGUGACUUUUAUUUGUGUUUUUUUUUUUCUGAAGCAUUGUAGACUUUGGAAAGUUUGAAUUUCAUGUUGAUGCAUUCUUAAUUUUUAUUAUUAUUAUUUUGCUUUCCCUCUACGUUGCAGAGAUAAGCUAAGUGUCCUGUCCUAACAAAACUUGAAAACGUGUGCUUGUGUGUGUGUGUGUUUGAUAGUUUGGUAAAUGGGUGUGUUUGUUUUUAUAAUGUAGGGUCAGACGAUGUGAAUUCAGACUUUGUAGUUGUGUUUUUUUUUCAAUGAGCAUUAUUUUUCUGGUAUUUGUACAUAGUUAUGUUUGUAUUUAUACCUAUUUUUUUAAGUGAAUUUUUUGGAAGUUGCAAAAACUGUUUUUGUAAGACAUGCAGCACUUAAUAUGUUGUAAUACUGUGUGGUCUGUUUGAAAUGAUUAAAUAAAAGCUAAAGCCAUGGUUUA
Molecule: messenger RNA, 3484 nt
Organism: Solea senegalensis (Senegalese sole)
Lineage: Eukaryota; Metazoa; Chordata; Actinopteri; Pleuronectiformes; Soleidae
Gene: e2f2
Product: E2F transcription factor 2
Exons: 7
Coding region: 539-1894 (451 amino acids)
Biological process (GO): regulation of transcription by RNA polymerase II
Cellular component (GO): RNA polymerase II transcription regulator complex
Molecular function (GO): protein dimerization activity; DNA-binding transcription factor activity, RNA polymerase II-specific; RNA polymerase II cis-regulatory region sequence-specific DNA binding
Source: RefSeq, a predicted model, not a curated record